CGGCAGACACAUUCACCUGCCUAGCUUCUCUGUCCGUCCCACUGGCAGACACAGCGAUGCCCAUUCUGGGUGGAGGAGCCAAGUGUGGAGCCUGUGGGAAGUCCGUGUACCACGCGGAGGAGAUCCAGUGCAAUGGGAGGAGCUUCCACAAGCCGUGUUUUAUCUGCAUGGCCUGCAGGAAAGCCUUGGACAGCACCACUGUGGCCGCUCAUGAAUCUGAGAUUUACUGCAAGUCCUGCUAUGGGCGCAAAUAUGGCCCCAAGGGAUACGGGUACGGCCAGGGCGCCGGCUGCCUCAGCACCGACACGGGAGAGAGAUUUGGCAUUGAAGUGGCAGAGUCCCACCCGGCCCGCGGAUCUCCCACGACCCCCCACUCUUCAAAAUUGGCGGCCAAGUUUGGCGCAACAGAGAAAUGCCCCCGGUGCCAGAAAUCAGUUUACGCCGCUGAGAGAGUGAUGGGAGGAGGGCAGGCCUGGCAUAAAACCUGCUUCCGCUGCGCCUUUUGUGGCAAAAGUCUGGAUUCCACCACCGUAACGGAGAAAGAAGGAGAGAUUUACUGCAAAGUUUGCUAUGCAAAGAACUUUGGCCCCAAGGGGAUCGGAUUCGGUGGUCUGACACAGGUGGAACAGAAAGAAACCUAAACGGACAGUGACCUAAUGAAGUUCUCACUCAGUACUGGAGGUGAUAAACUGGCCAGUCGGCAUCCUCCCCUCUAUGUUAUUCUGCCGUUCAGCCAAUAAGACUUUAGCUCUCAGCUCUGUGAGUCAUUUUGGGUGACGCCCAUGAGGAACCUGCGCAGUGCAUGUGGGGGCUGCAUGUUUGGGGAGGGGGGUUGUCUGGAAGAAAACACCGGCUGAUCCAGAAUAAUAAAAGCAAAAAUAAAA
This is a messenger RNA of Xenopus laevis (African clawed frog), 884 nucleotides long. It is a transcript of the gene csrp3.L, whose product is annotated as cysteine and glycine rich protein 3 L homeolog. Gene Ontology annotation, cellular component: nucleus; cytoplasm; Z disc. Lineage: Eukaryota; Metazoa; Chordata; Amphibia; Anura; Pipidae. Gene Ontology annotation, molecular function: structural constituent of muscle; actinin binding. Gene Ontology annotation, biological process: muscle tissue development; cardiac muscle contraction; actin cytoskeleton organization. The record is from RefSeq and is marked provisional.